UCACAAGGUGGGCGGAAAAGGACAGUAUUACCUCAUUGACUGCAGUGAAUGAAGAGCAUAAGAGCAUAAUGUUUGUGUACUUUAUCAUUAUCAUUGUUCUUUUGUUUACUUCAUGUCCUGCAGCAGGGAAAACGGUUUCUGGGAUUUUUAGGAGCGACGCUGCGAGAGAAAAUAAUGGGCAGUACAUCACAAGAUUUCUGUAUCAUGGUGAGAAUGGUCUGGUGAUGUCUCGUGUGGAUAAUGUGCUGCUGGCCGUGGAGAAGGAGGCCAGACUUCUGCUGUUUCAGGGCUCCGAGGGCUUGGACAAUCUGAGCUGUCUGCAGAGACUCGCAUCGGCUCACAUCUCCAUUAAGCUGAUGAAAGAGGAGCAGAACCAGACUAUACCGCAUCAGUCCGGUCCGCAGGCGUGGCACGUGAUGUAUGUGGAUCAAUACACCUGUCAGGACGGAGAGAUGGACGGAGUGCUAGAAGACCUGCGCUUCCAGAUCAGCUUGAUGAACCCCGACGCCGCGGGGAACCCACUGGAUCACUUCAGCGCCGAGGAGACCGGGCUCCACAGCUUCUACUUCCUGCUGAUCCUGGCGUAUUUCGUGGCGUCGUGUAUCUACAUACAGCCGCUGUGGCAGGCGCUGAGCAAAGCCGGACCCAUGCACACGGUGCUGAAGGUGUUAUCCACCACGCUCCUGCUGCAGGGAACAUCAGUGCUGCUCAACUACAUCCACAUGUCCCGGUACGCUCGGGACGGUGUGGGGACGCCGCUGAUGGGGAGCCUCGCUGAAUUGUGUGACGCAGUGGCGCAGGUGCAGAUGCUCUACCUGUUGUUGAGUCUGUGUGUGGGCUGGACUCUGAGCCGCAGCAGAAAGUCUCAGAGUAAACCGCUGCAGUGGGACUCGUCUCCGGCCUCCACCGCGCUCGCUCUGGCCGUCGUCAUCGCUCAGGGGGCGCUGCUGAUCUGGGAGCAGCUGGAGGACGCCGAGCACCACAGCUUCCACACACAGCGCAGUGUUCCCGGCUGGCUGCUGAUGGCCCUGCGUGUGGCCCUCGCUCUGUUCCUGGCGUCUGUGCUGUAUCAGAUCAUCUCUACCGAGCGGAGCGCGCUCAAACGAGACUUCUACCUGAGCUUCGGCAAGGGCUGUUUCCUGUGGUUCCUGUGUCAUCCGGUGCUGGUCCUGUUCUCAGUGAUUCUCAACGAACACCAGAAAGAAAAGGUGGUGACGAUCGGCGUGAUCCUGUGCCAGUCCAUCUCAGUGGUGGUUCUGUAUCGUCUGUUCCUGUCACGCAGUCUGUACUGGGAAGUGUCCUCGCUGUCGUCGGUCACGCUGCCGCUCACCAUGAGCCGCCGGAGCCGCUACUGAGCAUCAGACCGCAGCCAAGCACUCCAGGACCGAUGAGAUCCGAUCACACGACGGAGAGACGCUGAGCAUCACACACUCAUCAGGGAGUGAAACACAUCAUCCAAGCUUAAUCAUCAUUCAUGUGUAGAGACACACCUGCUGUGAGUCAGUCUGUGAUCCUGCCAGAGAAUGAAGAUGAAGCUCCGCGCUCGUGCUCUGAUCAAGCAAUAAGAAAACAAAAGCAUCUCUGUUAUUUCUCAGCUGUGAUUUUAUUUGUGCUUGCACAUGACUCCAUUUCUGUUGUUCCCCACAAGUGCCUCAAAUGACAAUCACUGAUGCGGGACUGAAUAUUAAACGGAUGAAUGCUGAGGAUAUUUAUUGAUCCUUUUACUGGAUCCUGCACAUAUCUGUGUCUCAAGGAGAAAGAUGUGAAAAUCCUGUUAACUAGAGCAUGUGUUGUUAAGUUAAAGACUUGAACUGUAUCAAUCAUUGUGGUAAUAAACUUCAUGCACACGAA
Messenger RNA from Carassius gibelio (silver crucian carp), 1851 nucleotides. It is a transcript of the gene gpr180, whose product is annotated as G protein-coupled receptor 180. The coding region runs from base 69 to 1355 and encodes 428 amino acids. The record is from RefSeq and is a predicted model, not a curated record. Lineage: Eukaryota; Metazoa; Chordata; Actinopteri; Cypriniformes; Cyprinidae. The transcript has 9 exons. Gene Ontology annotation, biological process: response to pheromone; G protein-coupled receptor signaling pathway.